GUGGAAAAGAAGUCCGCGGCAGGGGCCGCGUGUUGCGAGGGUGCUACCGACAUUGGUAGCGGAGCCAGGGAAAGCCCUGGCUCCCAGUGGCCCUUUCUAGGUAGAUUGGUGCCGGCCACAGAGCACUUUGUGUGUGCAGCGGGCUGGAUGUCAAAGGGUAUGACUUUGUUGGAACGAGUUCGAGCAAAGCUGAGGUCUUCUGAUGAGAAGGUCAAAGAUGAGACCACCCCUUUUCAGAUCUCCCUGGUGUCAUCCCCAGGAUAUGCAGUUCUGGACUCUGGAUGCGGAAAGACCAUCAUAGGAGCUGCGACUUUAGAGUCCUUCAGGAAGAUCUGGAAUAUAGCAGGUAUCAAUCAGCCUGAACCCUAUGCUGAGGAGAACGUGUUCCGGUUUGGUAAUGGAUCCAGUGAAGUGUCCAAGACUGCAAUCGAAUUGCCAGUGUGUCUUGCCGAGCGGCAAGGCGUGAUCAGAGCUGCAAUUGUCAAAGGAGACGCUCCCUUGUUGUUGUCUCGCCCUGCAAUGAAGACACUGGCUGCUGAGAUGGAUUUUGCAAAGGAUGAGCUGCGCCUUUUUGGAGGCAACACUGCUGUGUCCAUGCAAGUGAACACCGCUGGUCAAUACAUGAUUCCAGUGACGGAAUUUCCAGUACAGCAGCCGCUGCCCAAGAUCGUGAAAGAGCCUGCCACCACAGUGUUGGCGAUCGAAAGCGAUGACCCUGAGCCUGCAUCCGAACAGCCCUCGCCUGAGGGUGAAUGCACCACUGCAUCCGUGACAUCCGAUGCCGUUCCAGUGCCCAGGGAAGGGGUUGUAAUGAGUACCGACCGUGAGACCUUGAUGACCCAGUGGACUCCCAAGCAGUCCCGUCAACUUGCACAACAGGUCGGGAAGUUGGAACAGUCUAGGACCAAUCUAGCUGACGCCCUGACCACUCCAAAUGAGCUGGCCGGAUCAGUGAUCCACGUGACAGUGUAUGGAAUGACUCCAGCACAGUUCAUUUUUGGACGUAAUCCCAAGAUUCCUGAGAACUUGAUGGAUGAGCCAUGUGAGGUCAUUCCAGCAACUGCAUCCUUGUACGUAGGCCGCAACCUGGUGAUCGUGCACAAGCGACAAGUGCUGCGAUGUGCGCCCGAGCAAAUCCGGGCUUCAACAACAGAAGAACGGCAGUUGGUGCGCGCUCCACAUGCAGAGUUACUAGGAUUGAAGCAUGCCUUUGAAACUGGUCAGAUUGCGAGUCGUCAGUAUGUUGACCUAGUGUCUGGUGAUUACCCUACUGUGGCUGCAGAACCUGCUGAGCAGUCCAAGAUGUUGCCUGAUGAGCCAGAGUCUGCACCGCCGUCCGUUGCCAGUGAUCACCCGAGAGCAAUCGAGCCUCUCAGUCCUGCCCCGGCUGAAGAAGGGGUCCGGCACAGGUUCCAAGAACCGAUGCUGCGAGUGCUGCCGCUGAGUCGAGUAG
Messenger RNA from Cladocopium goreaui, 1453 nucleotides. Lineage: Eukaryota; Dinophyceae; Suessiales; Symbiodiniaceae. The record is from the annotation of a GenBank genome assembly.